GACGCAGCUGGCGAACAACUUCCGGGGUCAACUCGUACAUGUUGUAGUGACAGCAUCGAUCAGUGAGCUCACAGCUGAUUGCAUUUCUUCAUCUUCAUCAGGAACUUCACUCUUCAUCAGUCUUAACUCACUUAAAAUGGUGUUUUACUUCACAAGUGCCGUGGUGAACCCUCCGUACACAAUCUACAUGGGAAAAGACAAAUAUGAAAAUGAGGAUUUAAUAAAGUACGGAUGGCCUGAAGACAUCUGGUUUCACGUGGACAAACUGUCUUCGGCUCACGUUUACCUGAGACUGCCAAAGGGUCAGACGAUACACGACAUCCCCCCAGAGGUGCUGAUCGACUGUGUGCAGCUGGUGAAAAACAACAGCAUCCAAGGCUGCAAGAUGAACAACAUCAACGUUGUUUACACGCCGUGGGCCAACCUGAAGAAAACCGGAGACAUGGACGUAGGACAGAUCGGCUUCUACCGACAGAAAGAGGUGAAGAUCGUGGCGGUGGAGAAGAAGAUCAACGAGAUUGUAAACCGGCUGGAGAAAACGAAAGUGGAGCGCCUCCCCGACCUGGCGGCGGAGAAAGAGUCGAGAGACAGGGAGGAGAGGAACGAGAAGAAAGCGCUGCUCCAGGACCAGAAGAAGAAAGAGAAGGACGAGCAGAGGAGGAAAAAGGAGAUGGAGGAACUCCGGAACUAUUCGUCACUGAUGAAGAGUGAGAACAUGCAGACUAAUGAGGACGGUAACGAUUCAGACGACUUCAUGUGAGCUAGGCGACCGAUGGGCGGCGAGCAGAACCGGAUCCUUUGUCCUCGCUGCCCGGCUGCUUUCCGCUUGCUGCAGCUCUGCACUGACAUUAAGGGGAAAGCGAUUUUUUUGUUUUUGCUUUUGGACACUUGGGAGCAGACAGCGCCGGGACUUUAAUCCAAGUGCUGAUUGGUUCGAGACUCUGCUCCCAAACCGAGCUGGCUGGCCUCGUCACCACGGGACAACGGGAACGCCGAGGAGUCAGGACUCAAAUAUAACAGAACUGUGUUUGUUUGGGUUGAUGGUGUCGACUGAUGUUGGUGUACGAUUGCGUGUUUUGAUCCCCCCGGAAGCCCUUCUGCUCACGUUCUUCAUGUUGUCAUUUCUCUGCAUGUCCGAUUUUAUUCAUUCAAAGUAUUAAUUAAAGCUACUUAUGUUGACGAGC
Molecule: messenger RNA, 1184 nt
Organism: Morone saxatilis (striped sea-bass)
Lineage: Eukaryota; Metazoa; Chordata; Actinopteri; Moronidae
Gene: ccdc25
Product: coiled-coil domain containing 25
Exons: 9
Coding region: 137-760 (207 amino acids)
Source: RefSeq, a predicted model, not a curated record